Molecule: messenger RNA, 1368 nt
Organism: Petromyzon marinus (sea lamprey)
Lineage: Eukaryota; Metazoa; Chordata; Hyperoartia; Petromyzontiformes; Petromyzontidae
Product: alkaline ceramidase 3-like
Biological process (GO): phytosphingosine biosynthetic process; ceramide metabolic process
Cellular component (GO): endoplasmic reticulum membrane
Molecular function (GO): N-acylsphingosine amidohydrolase activity
Source: RefSeq, a predicted model, not a curated record
UACAUCGAGGGUAGGCGUGGGAACCUUGCUGGUGGGCGUGGCUACAGCUAUAGUGGCCGUGGUAACAACGAGGGUAGGCGUGGGAACCUCGCUGAUGGGCGUGGCUACAGCUAUAGUGGGCGUGGGCACCUGGUUAGUGGGCGUGGGUAUCUCGAGGGUAGGCGAGGGAAGCUCGACGAUGGGCGUGGCUACAUCUAUUAGUGGGCGUGGUUACAUCUCUAGUGGGCGUGGUUACAUCUAUAGUGGGCGUGGGGAAGUCGCUGCCCACCCGGCACCUGGGUUCGACUCCUGCUGCUGCUGCUGCUUCAGCCCGGCUCGCCAUGGCGCCUCUCGGCUACUGGGGGCCCCCCACAGCCACGCUGGACUGGUGCGAGGACAACUACGACUACUCGCCCUUCGUGGCCGAGUUCUGGAACACGCUGAGUAACCUGCCCAUGGUGGCUGCCCCUCUUCUCUCCGCGCCAUUCUGCGCUCGAGCCCACAUGGAGUGGAGGUACCUGGUGGCGCACGUUGGGAUCUCAGUGGUCGGGAUCGGCUCGUGGUUUUUCCACAUGACCCUUCUGUACGAGAUGCAGCUGCUGGAUGAGCUACCCAUGAUCUACACGUGCUGCGUCUUCGUGUACUGCCUGUUUCUCAGCUUUGAGAAGCCAAACUUCAUGAAUGUUCCAUUCAUCCUCACUCUGGUGGCGUUCAGCUGCCUCGUCACAGGGAUUUACCUCCUGUUGAAGGAUCCAGUGUUUCAUCAGGUGAUGUACGGGAUGCUCGUCUGCUUCCUCGUCGUCCGUGGAGUCUACAUCGCGUUCUGGGUCCUCCCGUGCCUGCAGCCCCUCAUGUUCUCCUCGCUCGCCUCCUUCCUCCUCGGCUUCAUCCUCUGGAACCUCGACAACAACUUCUGCCCCACGUGGAGGAGGGUGAGGGUCUCCAUGCUGCCCACGUCUCUGGGCGCCGUGUCGCAGCUCCACGCAUGGUGGCACCUCCUGUCGGGCCUCGGCUCGUACCUGCACAUCCUGUUCAGCCUCAGCGCACGUCUCUUGUAUCUGAAGAAACGACCCCGAGUCACGUGGCUGCUGGGGUUCUGGCCGGUGCUGUGCGUGGAUGGGAAGAUCGAUGCCUGAACUCCCCCCCCCCCAACCCGUGGAAUGGAGCGAUCCACGUGCCUGGGACAAGACUUUGCGUGGGAGAAACCAACUCGGUGCCUGGGGGGGGGGGGGGGGGGGGGGGGGGUAGGCAGCAGUGGGAAUAUAACGACACUAUUUUAUUUUCUAGCUAAAGCCCACUGAGAUAUGUGGCAUCUUUGUCAGAAGUGACCUGGCUAUCACAAACGAUAGCUCGAUGAAAUGGCUCAUCGCGUGGAAAUGUAUAUCAGCA